GCAGCGGGACCCGCAUUGCAUGCAGAGGGACCGUGGGUGCGGGUUGAUUGGUCACUGUGGUGGGGGCAUCUCCAGUGAACAAAGGGCAAGCGGCAGGCUCUGCUCACCCCCUUCCCCUCCCCACACACACACGCGAGCUUAACACAGGAGGGACAACGCGUGCGACAAUUAGGAUUGUUCUACACGGGUGAAUGGUCGUAUUGUUGUAGGGCCGUACACAUGGUUAUUAUAUAUUGUUUCCCCUUCCAAUUGUCGGAAUAAGUUUUCGGUUCGCUCGCUGGGUUUUUGUGGCGAGUCUCAAGGAGAGAAGUUGUUGGCUCAAAGUUGUGCAAGGACCCUGAGGAGUUUAGAGAGUGAAGAGAGGAACAGCAGCGGGAGGAGGAGGAGAUCGAGGAGAGACAUCGCUGCUGUUGAGACAGCUGGCGGGCACGACCAUGGCGGGCGUUACGACGCGCAAGAAGCUGGUGGUGGUGGGAGAUGGUGCGUGUGGGAAGACGUGUCUGCUGACGGUGUUCAGCAAGGAUAAGUUCCCCGAUGUGUAUGUGCCCACCGUGUUUGAGAGCUACGUGGCUGACAUCAAAGUGGACGGCAGGCAGGUGGAGCUGGCCCUGUGGGACACGGCCGGGCAGGAGGACUACGACCGCCUAAGGCCGCUCUCCUACCCUGACACCGACGUCAUCCUCGUGUGCUUCUCCGUGGACAGCCCUGACUCGCUGGAGAACGUGUCGGAGAAAUGGGUCCCCGAGGUGCAGCACUUCUGCCCCAAUGUGCCCAUCGUGCUGGUGGCCAACAAGAAGGACCUCCGUGGUGACAAAUCCGUGCUGCAAAAGCUGGCACGCAUCAAGCAGGAGCCCCUGAAACCCAAGGAUGGGAGGACCAUGGCAUCUCGCAUCCAGGCCUUCGACUACGUGGAGUGCUCUGCGAAAACCAAGGAUGGUGUGCGUCUCGUCUUCGAGACAGCCAGCAGGGCCGCCAUCCAGACGCAGUCCAAACGCCGCAGCCGCUCGUGCUUCAAGUGCAACCUGCUUUAACGGACAUGGGGAACGUGCGUGAUCGUGUGCGGUCAGGCGGACGUUUGUGGCGACUGAACCACUGUGCCCAGCAACACACCACUGGCAGCAAUACAACCGCUGCUGCUGUCUGCACCUUCGAUUGGCUACGUACGAUGCGAAAGAAGUUCGAUGUAUGUGCACUCACAUCGUGGUCAACGCCAAACAAUACAGCCACUGCACACACUUAACUGCCAAUGCCACAAGCUCGGUCGCAUCAGCACUUGUGCCACUGCCAAAAACGUGAGCACAACCAUGACCACCAUCACUACUAGCUUCAUUGUCAACACCAAAACCUUUUUUCUGCUGCCAUCGUGGUGCUGAUAGUGGUAUUGACGACAACACUAUCAAUACCACUACCACGACUACUCAUUACCACCUCCACUAUCACCACCACCAUCACUGCUACUGCCACUACUACCGUCGCCGCUUCCUCCACGGGCCUUUCAAUGUCUUUACCAGCUCUCGAUCUCCAUGCUGGCCAUUGAACCUCCCCAGAAGCUUCUUGACAUCCUCCAAUGUCCACCUUACCUGUCUGGCAGCAUCACCAGCAUCCUUGGCUUCUCAACGUCUGCAGCAUCAUCUUGAGCGUCUGUGGUACUCUGGGGGUAGUGUGGAAGCGGAGGAGGUAACGGGGGCAGUGAAGGAGAAGAAAUAUAGCUUUGGUAGACACAGUGGAGAGGUGGUGGGGACAGGGAUGAGAGAUGGUGGAGAUGAUGUAGAGUUGGAGGAGAAUGAAGAAGUGGUGAAGAUCAUGUAGAGGUGGUGGCGACCCGGAAGAGUUGGUGUAGAUGAGCCAGUCCUGAACAAAAUGACACGGAAUGAUUUUGGCAAAAACGAUGCAACUAUCUUCAGCAAUGCUUUCAGACUGCCUCGUGGAACGGUGCAGUCGACUGUCCCUGAUGGCGAAUGUGGACUUUUAAGAUUACUAAUAUAGUAAAUGCUUAUCUUUAAAGGUAAAUGUAUAUUGUACUUUGAAAUGUUGAGCGAUGUUGAUUUAAUUUAUUUGCGAUUUCUUUCAAGACAUUUUUUGUCUUCUGUUUUGGACACUAAUGAAUUUAACCACUUGCGGCUAAAACUGAAAGCGUAAGUUUACACACCGGUUUGACUUUUAAAAGUAAAUACUGUACAGAACUCUUUUGGUUGAAAUGUCGAGGUAAUUUUUUAUUGUCAAUUUAAGGUACAAUUUUUGGGAUUACACAACAUAUAAUUUGGUCCUAUCAUGCACCUGUUGUUUGUGUUGAACAUGAAAAUCGGUUUACUUUUUAUGGGCUUUGUGACGUGUAAACUGAGUUUGUAGACACACGUACAUGUGCACUCAUACUGUACACACGUACAAAACCUGUACACAUACAACUCGCACACAUGUACAUUUAUCUGUACACAAAGACAAAAAGUCCCCUUAUAGGUUUUUUUAGGCCUUUUUGGAAGUGCUGGAAACAUACUUAAAGCCUAUACACGUACACUUACCCAUGUACGCUCAUCUAUACACAACACAUCUAUGUACAGACAUUUGCACUCUUGCACUAAGUUUAUAUACACACUUCACUGUGUACAUGUACACGCUUACACUUACAUAUACAUGUAUGUUUACAGACGUGUAUGAACAGGUACACACAUGGUUUACAGUUCAAGCACUGCAGCUGUGUACAUUUCACAAUUUAACAAGUUGCCAAUAAUGGAAUGAGUUUCACGGGACUACUUUAAACGAAUCCCUUAUCCUCUUGUGAUUAAAAAGAACAGACCCCCCCCCCCGACUUUUUGCCCACGCAUUUUUUAAAAAGUACCCAAAUAAAGUUAUUUGCGUGGAAAGAAGUUAAUUUUAAAAUCUUUACGUGAGCUUGGAUGACUCAGAGGCAGUAAUUGCACAAGCAAUUGCACAAGCAGUGUACGCUGCUUUCUUAAACAAUGGCACAACAUUUUAGGAAGUCUUCAACGGAUUUGUCCACACCAUGAUAAUGUGGAAUUUCCAUCGCUGGCUCCCGGGGUCACCAAGAAAAGAAAAUGGGCACUGCCACACACGGUUGUUUGGGCAGGGGAACACUUUGACUUGAAACAUAUAUGCAGGUGGUUUAUCCAGGAAAAGCCUGACAUGGUUUCUGCAUUUGGGGGGGGGGGGGGAUAAUUGCCAUGUAUGUACCAAUUGAGUCAUUUGUGGGUAAUUUUUUUCGGAUUAAUAUACUCGCAGAAUUUAAUCAAGGAGGCCACUGGGUUUGAACUGUGAACGUCCACCGUGAACGCUCUGCUGCUAGACUAUCAAUGGUGCUACGGUCUCGAAAUGUUAACUACCUCGCCUGGUAUACAGGAGAUUGUGGGUUCCAUCUCGACCCUGAUGCCUCUAUAUUUGAAGGUUGUGUGUUCUUCCCCUGGUCGUGUGGAUUUUUCUCUGCGUGCUCCGGUAUUUUCCUCCACAUUUAGAAACUGGUGUUUCGAGAAUUGGCUGCUAGGCCUCUUUAAAUUCCAGGUUAUUGUGGCAGAGCCAGCAUCUCCUUAGAGCAAUCACUGUUCAUGUUGGGCUUCCAGGAGGAAGGAUUUGUUUUGAUGAGGUCAGGUUGAACUUGGAUGAGAUUUGAACUAAUUUAAAGGGCCUGUACUCACCAGUACGAUCAAGUAAAUGCCUUCCCGUGUGGGUUGUGCCCCUUUCCAUUGGUAGUCCUGAAAUGAAGGGAAGUACACAUUAACAUGACAUGGGCCAGUGUAUGCAUAUUAUAACCACUUUACAAAGUACUGGAUUACUACUUCGUAGAUUUAGCUAUUUGUGCUGAAUAUCUCCGAUGUGUUUUUGGGUUGUACCAUAUGUUAUUUGGCAUGAUGCCUGACAUUUCACUCCACGUGCUUAGGGCUGGUUCAGAAACUGCGUUCAAAUAAUUCGCCUCUUUAAGUGAUGGAAAAAACGCUCCAUCCCAUCACGGCAGACACACUAGUGCAGGUCGGAACACAAAUAUCUCGCAACAGGAAGUUGUGCAAUGCAUGUACAAAAUCUCUACAUCUGUGUGUGCUGUUAAAUCUAACUAUUUCAGUUCACAAAAAAAAUAUUCCAGUUCCUGAAGACGUUCCCAGCAUGUGGAGUGAAAUGUCUGACAUUGUGCCGAACAACACAACGUACGAACACACAUAGUCAAACAUAACCCACAGCGAAUGCGCUCUUGGGGCACUUGCCUGUCUGCGACCUUAUUCGCAGUCACGUGACUGAAAAAUACUGAAGUGACGUCAUGCUCCCAGGGUGUGUGAGUCAGACUUGCCAGUGAGCGUGUGUAGGUGGGUGCGUCCGAGGCCUGCUUUGUGAAUUCCACUGUUUAGUGGCUGGUUUCAAUUAGAUAGUGGCCGAUUCUCAGUGUGCUGCUGCAUUGUAAAUAUUGGUGUGCGCAUUUAUUAUGUGGGAUUGAAGCAGUAUUGCAAUUCAAGUUGGCAGUUCCAUUCACAUUUUAGGGUGGCAGACCGAUUACCCACAUUGCCAUGAGUUAAAUUGUCAAACGUAACCAACAUUAUGCUCUGAUUAGAGUGUGGGAUGGUGCUUAAUCCAUUAUAAACCUUGAGUCAGCGUUGUAAAUUCCACAUGUCCAUGCCAGUAGACAGUCUUAUUACAAAAACUGCUGGAACCCGUUAAAUCAGCAUUGACCGACCCGGAGCCUUCUAAUUGUGCAUCGAGCACCAAACCAAACACCGCCGAGCCGAAUAAGGAGCUAUAGGUGUGUGCGUUAGGCCUAUGACUGGAAAAACGAUUAAGACAUUUCUUCUUAUAUAUGAAAGUCUCAGCGCGCGUGCGCUUGCGGAGGAUUUGACUCUCGGACCGCGGGGUUAGCAGCCCGGGCCCCAGACUCGGCCGGCCGGGCAAUCUAGGCGAGGCCGGAGACUUUGCACGGGACUAGGCCUCGUCACGGCAAUCUGUCACGGAGUACUUUGUGCAAUAAAGUCGAUAUAUACACUG
This is a messenger RNA of Petromyzon marinus (sea lamprey), 4977 nucleotides long. RefSeq names its product ras-like GTP-binding protein Rho1. Gene Ontology annotation, molecular function: GTPase activity; GTP binding. Lineage: Eukaryota; Metazoa; Chordata; Hyperoartia; Petromyzontiformes; Petromyzontidae. The record is from RefSeq and is a predicted model, not a curated record. Gene Ontology annotation, biological process: small GTPase-mediated signal transduction.